GAAAGAUUUAAUAAACUCUGAUUCACUUUAGAUGGCAGUUUUGAAAGAAAUAGAUCAUCUGACUUUUCCGAAUGCUCUGCGUGUCUUUUUGGCUCUUGUUGCUAUGAACUAUUGUUCGUAUCCAAUCCUGACUGCCUGCAGUAAAAAGAUCCAGGAAAAUGUCCAUGAUGUUCCAUUUCGGCACUUAAUUCUCAUUCUGGAAGCUUGUCAUACUCUCCAGUACCGUAAUGUAAAACUGUUUUCAGCAUUAGCAGACUAUGUUAAUUCCACUGCCUGCCUCUGGGACAAAAGACAGAUUAUCCUUUUUCUUUCUGCCUGUGAGGCACUUGGCUUUCAGCCUAGUGAGUUGAUGGAGAUUUUUGCUGAGAAGCUGACCGAAGACCCUGAAUUCCUUAACUUGAAAAAUCUUUUGAUUGUUCUCCGAGUGUAUUCACGACUCAACUAUGUUCCCAGAGUCCAAAAGCAUCGGUUUUUUGAGACCCUUCAAAGCGGCUUGAAUAAAUGCCUGCCUCAGAUUUCCGACACAGAACUGCUGAAGGCAGCGUAUUCACUUUGCAUCUUAGGUUAUCUUCCCCAUCAAGCACUGGAUGAGCUGCUGCAAAAGGACAGCAAGGAUGAACUUAUACUGUCAGAUGAUCUUUACAAAGAACAAAAGGAAAUGAUGCUUCGCUGUGUGAAAACGUGUAUGGAACUUGAUAGCCCUUCCUUCACGAAGCCUGCAUUUGUGGUGACUGAGAAUUCGCCCUCAUUGGUCUCUCUUAGUCUCAGAAAGGCUCAGGAGGCACUGAUAGAGCUUCUGGGAGAUGAGAACAUGUUUCGGCAAAAUGUUCAGCUGCCAUAUAAAUAUCACGUUGAUUUUGAAAUCAGAAUGGAUUCAGAAGGAAAAAAAGUGCUCCCUAUAACUGCAACAGAUGAUCAUCCUGACCCAAGUGUUCAAAGAUUGGCUCUUCUGUUUGUUCCUCUGUCUACUUUCUGCGUGGGUACAACGCACCCCCAAGGGAAGCUGGCAAUGAAGAAGCGGCAUCUAAAUAAACUAGGCUAUCACGUGAUUCUGAUCCAGAACAGGAAGUUUCAGGAAAUGACAAAGGAAGAUGCAGUUGAGUUUUUGAAAGGAAAAAUUUAUUUAGAAAAUACUUCCUCUUCUUCUGAAGCAACUGUGCAGGAUAAUAAUUAAAAUAAACUAAAAAUUUUGGGUCUCCUGA
This is a messenger RNA of Lepidothrix coronata (blue-crowned manakin), 1202 nucleotides long. RefSeq names its product FAST kinase domains 2 (gene FASTKD2). Gene Ontology annotation, biological process: mitochondrial RNA processing; regulation of mitochondrial mRNA stability. Lineage: Eukaryota; Metazoa; Chordata; Aves; Passeriformes; Pipridae. Gene Ontology annotation, molecular function: RNA binding. The transcript is spliced from 8 exons. The coding region runs from base 32 to 1174 and encodes 380 amino acids. Gene Ontology annotation, cellular component: mitochondrial matrix; ribonucleoprotein granule. The record is from RefSeq and is a predicted model, not a curated record.